This is a messenger RNA of Seminavis robusta, 630 nucleotides long. The record is from the annotation of a GenBank genome assembly. NCBI's taxonomy places the organism in Eukaryota, Bacillariophyta, Bacillariophyceae, Naviculales, Naviculaceae.
AUGCAGAAGCGUAUGCCAAGCAAUGCUACCAGGAUCUUGUAUAGUGGGUGCCCUCUAUGUCUUGAAGAAGAUACCUGUAAUCUUUGCUUCGAGUUCAAGCUCAACAAGUGGAGGGCUCCAGGUGAUAGGUGGGCCACCAGAAACCUAAAAGACCACGCUCCAAUUUCACCUCCAGAAACACUGUCAGCGAGUCGAAUCCUCUUCAUGGAGAAGAUGGGCCAUGUUUUUGAUAGUGGAUCGGGUGCUAAUAGUAAGAAGAAGAGAGGCAAGAAGACCAAUGACAAGAAAGCAACCUGUCAAGGGAAGAAGACUGGUGAGAAGAGGACUGCAGCAGGUGGUCAAAGAUCAAGGACUGCCAAGCACAGACAAGGGAAGAGGAAGGAGUCUAGCAGCGGAGCAGCGGAGAGCAAACAAUCAAGGCUGAACUUCACAGUGGAAGGAUACCCAAGAGAGUCAUCUGAGUACGAGCCUAGCGAGGGAAAGAUAGUGUAUAGGCCGCCGGGCUAUGGACAGAGCAAGGAGGACAAGCAUGAUGGCAUCAUAGCUCCCCACUGUGACAUCUGUCACCUCAAACCAUGCCUUGCCACUGCUUGGGACCAGAGAUUCGUGAUAGCUGCCACAAGCACUUGA